CGCCGGGGCGUGGUGGCGCCGCUGAAACCGAUGGGUGGGGCGGCGCCGCUGGAGUGAGCUGAGGUUUCACUGAGAGAGAGAAUGCUCGCCGCGAUGGUGUGAAUCGCGCGAAUGGGGCGCCUUCCAAUCUUGCUCGGCGAUCUUUGUCCUCGCUAGAAUGACCCUUCCUCCAUUUGUCUUCUUCCAGCGAUCGAUCAUCAGUCGCGAUGGAUGUGGAGGAGGCCCGCCGCGCGGUCUACACGCGCGUCCAAUGCCUCGACUCGGCAAACGUGCUCAAGAUCAUGGGCUACUUGCUGCUGCAAGACAUUAGCGAGAAAGAGAUGCUUGAGCUGGCUCGCAGCUCCGAUUCGGUGGUGGAGGCAUUCGUCGCCAGAGCCAAGCAGGAGCUGGGAUUGAUCUCAAGCGGCGGUGGCAGCGCUGGCGAUCAGGCGCUGGCGAUCGAUUCGAUCCCAUGUCUCGGUGCCGAGGGAUCGCAAGUUCUUGGUCUUGGAAGCCAGUCCCCGGUGGUGGCACAGGAUUUGAGCGACAUAUGGGAGAGGCCGAGCUACCUCGAGAAGUUGACGCGCGCUGACCACGUCGCCGCGGUCAAUGCCACGUCACCUUCGUCUCCCUCGUGGAAGCCAUGCCUCUAUUUCGCGAGAGGAUACUGCAAGCACGGUAGCGCGUGCCGGUUCCUUCACGUAUCAUCCGGCGAUGAAUCGCUGGAGAAAAUCAGCAACAGCAGCACUAGCAGUGGUGGCAGCAAUGCCAGCAAUCCUCCUCCCGCCAGUUCUUCCAGCGAUCUCACAGGAUCAUCGAUGGUGGAUUCUCUGGCUGGAUUGGAAGCCGAGAUGCGUGAGCUUCUCACCGGGAGGAGAACGCCCGUGUCGAUCGCGUCGCUACCCCAGCUCUACCACGAGAAGUUUGGGAAGUCCUUGCAGGCUGAUGGAUACUUGACCGAGAGCCAGAGGCAUGGGAAAGCUGGGCACAGCCUCACCAAGCUCCUCAUCAAGCUGCGAGCUACAGUAACUCUCAUCGACAGGCCUCAUGGUCAGCACGCUGUUGUUCUUGCCGAGGACGCUCACAAGUUUAUGGCAUAUGGACAAGACUCGAGCGCGAUCGCUGCGAAUCCCAGCUCCAGGCAAAUCUAUCUAACUUUUCCAGCGGAGAGUGGCUUCUCCGAGGAGGAUGUUACUACACACUUCAGUUCUUUCGGGCCCGUACAAGACGUGAGGAUUCCUUACCAGCAAAAGAGAAUGUUUGGCUUCGUCACCUUUACGUACUCGGAGACCGUACGGACGAUCCUGGCGGAGGGAAACCCGCACUACAUAUGUGGAGCCCGUGUUCUAGUGAAGCCGUACAAGGAGAAAGGCAGACAUGGCAACGAGAAAAAAGCGGAUCCAGACGCGAAGCCUUUGCAAAGCCGGAACUUCGAUCGCAAUCGGCACCAGCAAAGCACCGCUUUGAAGUACCAUCUGCAAGAUCAAGCGAUCUCGAGAGCGUUAGGCGAAGAAGAACUUGCAGCAGCUCUUCAGCGGAAGCUUGCUGAGUUUCACCUUGCAAAUGUCCAGCAGCGAAUUGCAGAGUCUUAUCUGGCUACUGGAGCUCCUGCUACUUCACUCGUUCCGGAGGAAAAUCUCAACACCUCGCAGAUCAAAGCCGAGGAACAACAAGAUUCCAGUCAGGUUCAGCUGAACCCUUACAGUUACGUUCUUGAUGUUUUGGAUUUAGAUCCAAAUGAGGAACAAUCUCUCAAGUGCAACUUACAAAGUGAUAAGAAGAUGCCCUCUGAUACCCCUACGUUUUUUGCACAUGAUAUAUUUUGAGAUUCAAGCAACCUCUAGGUCAUUACGGAAACUAUACAAUGAAAAAUGUUCUAAAGGCAUACAUUUUAGAAGGGCGAGAAUAUUGCAAUACAGGAAAAUAUCAAUUUU
Selaginella moellendorffii is the source of this 1913-nucleotide messenger RNA. Its product is annotated as zinc finger CCCH domain-containing protein 18. The record is from RefSeq and is a predicted model, not a curated record. The coding region runs from base 207 to 1805 and encodes 532 amino acids. Gene Ontology annotation, molecular function: metal ion binding; RNA binding. The transcript is spliced from 8 exons. NCBI's taxonomy places the organism in Eukaryota, Viridiplantae, Streptophyta, Lycopodiopsida, Selaginellales, Selaginellaceae.